UUUGAUUGUCGAGAAAAGAAACGGUAAAUUGAUGAAGAAAACCGAUUGAUUUCAAACUAAAUGUGUGUAUUUUGAAUAUUAACAAAACGAUGGCUACCCCUUCUUCCCAAUCUAGCAACAACGCAUUAUGUUUGAAGCGAUACCUAUAAAAUAUCUUUCGCUACUGAUUUUAGUAGUGCAAAACAGUGCUCUUAUUCUUAUGAUGCGCUAUACUCGAGCCAAUGUUCAGCAAGAUAAAUUGUAUCUGGCUUCCACCGCCGUGGUGAUGAGUGAAGUGAUUAAAACAGUAACAUGUCUUUUUGUGCUUUACUUCAGUCCAGCAGCUCCAAAACGUUCAUUGAGAAGACUCUGCAAAUUACUGAACCGCGAACUGAUUUUAAAAUGGAGAGAAACCGCCAAACUAGCAUUUCCUGCCGUAUUGUAUCUUAUUCAGAAUAAUCUUCAAUACGUGGCAGCUUCCAACCUUGAUGCAGCUACAUUCCAAGUGACUUAUCAACUCAAAAUCCUGACAACCGCCUUUUUCAGCGUGGUCAUUUUAAAGAAAAAUCUCACGAAAUUGAAAUGGGCAGCUUUAGCCCUUUUGACUGUUGGUAUUGCUCUUGUUGUAUUACCCGAGAGUGCAUCAGCUGCCUUCAUUGCUUACAUCGUUGGAAGCAGUACCUCUACAGAUGCUUCAGCAGAAGAAACCAGAAAAGCAGUUGAAGCAGUAACCACUGGUAAUCAGUCGAAUUUAGAAGGUUUCAUUGCCGUCUUAGCAGCUUGUCUGUUGUCCGGUUUAGCGGGCGUUUACUUUGAAAAGAUCCUCAAGGCACCUGCUUCCACUCCUUCUCAUAAACCUGUUCCUACGGAAGAUUGGUCGUCUGACGAUGAAGAAGAAGUCAAAAGAGCCAUGAUUACAGAAAAAGAAGAUAUUGACGAUGAAGACGAGGAUGCAUCUAAUAACAAUGGUGCAGGCAGUAACAACAACAACAACAACAACAACAGUAAUAACAACGCUAUCUGGAUCCGUAACAUCCAAAUGUCUAUUUUCUCCGUCUUGUUGGGCUUAGUCUUUGUUGUGAUGUUACAAGAUGGAGUGACUAUUGCCGAAAAGGGCUUUUUUGUUAAUUACACUUGUUUGACCUGGGUAGUCAUCUUUAUCCAAGCUUUGGGUGGUUUGAUUGUCGCUCUUGUCGUGAAAUACGCUGAUAACAUCUUGAAGGGAUUCGCCACCAGUAUCAGUAUCAUCUUGUCUUCAGUCAUCAGUGUGUGGAUUUUCAACUUUACUUUUUCAGGCGCCUUCCUGCUGGGUGCGGCUUUAGUGAUAUACGCAACCUAUUUAUAUGGUUUGUAAUACCCUUGUACACAAAGAAGCAGAAAACAAAAAACGAAUCUAAACCUAGUUGGCACACAUACACAUAUAUAUACAUAUAUAUGUAUAUAU
Molecule: messenger RNA, 1423 nt
Organism: Mycotypha africana
Lineage: Eukaryota; Fungi; Mucoromycota; Mucoromycetes; Mucorales; Mycotyphaceae
Product: nucleotide-sugar transporter-domain-containing protein
Exons: 2
Coding region: 128-1333 (401 amino acids)
Biological process (GO): pyrimidine nucleotide-sugar transmembrane transport
Cellular component (GO): Golgi membrane
Molecular function (GO): UDP-galactose transmembrane transporter activity
Source: RefSeq, a predicted model, not a curated record